Plutella xylostella (diamondback moth) is the source of this 1322-nucleotide messenger RNA. The record is from RefSeq and is a predicted model, not a curated record. Lineage: Eukaryota; Metazoa; Arthropoda; Insecta; Lepidoptera; Plutellidae.
AUGGUCAACUGUCAAAUCGAAAACAGCGAAAAUUUUAUAAAUAAACAAACAAUAUGUCUAAAACUAGUUAAAAUGCCUUCCCCCUGCAAAAUUAUAGCAGAUUUCACCUGCAAAUUAUCGGAAUGUCCCAGAGCGUUGCCGGCCCCAGCCACGGAGGCUACCGGAGCUCCAGCCACGACUACAUGAGAUGUCCCUUAUGCCCCCAAGACUGCAACGCACGUUACCACCCUAAAGAAAAGUAUAAAAUAAUAGAAACCAAGAUAAGUGAUGGAGACAUAAAAGGUGCAACCCAACUUAUGUUCUCCAAUGACUCCGUCGCCCCAGACACCCCCGAGACGCUACAAGGCCUACAAUCAAAGCACCCGCCACAGCCGCCUUCCGCCCAGCUCCCCGACGCCCCGGCCAGCGACUCCGCCCCGCUGCAGGUGCUCGGGACCGACGUGUACGGGGCCAUCAUGUCUUUCCGCUGCGGCUCCACCGGCGGACUGGACGGCCUAAGCCCCCAACACCUGAAGGACCUCCUCGCUAGCACCGGCCAGGCAGGAGAAACCCUGCUGAGCAAUUUGACGGCACUUAUCAACCUUAUGCUAGCGGGGAAGGUCAACACAUUAAUCGCCCCCCUCAUGUACGGCGCCAGAAUCUGUGCCCUCAACAAAAAGGAUGGGGGCAUAAGACCCAUCGCCGUUGGCUCCACCCUCAGACGUAUAGCUUCCAAAGUCUGCUGUCGUCAAAUUCUACCAAAGCUAAGCACCUACCUGCAACCCCUCCAACUCGGCUUCGGCUCCAAGGGAGGAUGCGAGGCCGCAGUCCACGCACUGCGGACUUAUAUCGAACACGACGGUGGCGAGGUUGUCCUCAAAGUCGACAUCAAAAACGCAUUCAACUCAAUAGACAGAGGUACAUUCCUAACUGAAAUAAAAGAACUCACACCAGAAAUAUAUCCAUACCUCUGGCAAUGUUAUUCAUCCCCAUCCAAUCUCAUCUACAAUUCAAAUCUCAUCCACUCCGAAGUCGGCUGCCAACAAGGCGAUCCGCUCGGCCCCGCCAUCUUCAGCCUCGCCAUCCACAAAACGAUAUCCUCCCUGAAGUCGAAGCUGAACAUGUGGUACCUUGACGACGGCACUCUGGGAGGCGAGUCUGACACCGUGCUCGACGACCUCCGUACACUCACGGACAAUAUGAGGGAAAUAGGCCUGGAACUCAACAGCUCUAAGCGCGAAAUUUUCAUCCCAUCACAUAUAUCCGAAACGAAACAUCUCUGCGCCUCCUCGGAGCUCCCAUCCAUGAACAGUCAAUUAACAACUUCAUAUCUGAAAAAAUGA